Molecule: messenger RNA, 1468 nt
Organism: Penaeus indicus
Lineage: Eukaryota; Metazoa; Arthropoda; Malacostraca; Decapoda; Penaeidae
Product: zinc finger protein 219-like
Exons: 2
Coding region: 177-683 (168 amino acids)
Source: RefSeq, a predicted model, not a curated record
UGCGCGAGAACCUGGCCAGGCACGUGCGCCAUCGCCACCCCGACGCCGCCUUCACCAAGGACGACGACCUGCGCCCCUAGGCCCCCUGACGCCCUGCGCCGCCGCCGCCGCCGUCGCCGCCGUCCUCGGAGGAGGGCGGCGCGUGCGGCAGCAGCGUGUGCGGCGUGUGCGGCAAGAUGUUCCAGGGCACCAACCAGCGCUUCCUCCUGCGGCGCCACCUACUGACGCACACGGGCGAGCGACGCCACGCCUGCCCCUACUGCUCGUACCAGGCCAACCAGGCGGGCAACCUCAACAGACACAUCCGGAACCUGCACCCGGCGCACGCGCAAGCCCACGACCUGCAGCAGGCGCCGCGGCCGAUCCUCUCCGUGAUGCAGGCGUCGUCGCGGGGCUCCCACCCGACCCUGCUCGGCACGGUGGCGGCCACACCUCCGCUCUCCGGCGCCUCCAGGCCGCUCCUGACGCUGCCCGUGGCCAGGCAGCCCGGCCGGGGUGCCGCCGCCAAGCCUCGCUCGCCGUCCCCGAGCCUGACGCCCUCGAGGUCCUCCUUGGCAGCGCCCCAGCUCCCGCUCCACCGCUCCGCCCUUUUCCUCCAGGCGUCCGUCACGUCCACCGCCGUGUCCAGCAGCUCUGCCAAGGCGGCCGCCCCCAGCACUACGGCCACGGGCGCCCCUGACUGAGCAGCCCGCCCGAUGGCAACCUCGGUCGCAGGGCUUCAGCUCCCGAGGCCGCUCUCCCCGGCGAGCGUCGCGUGCCCGAGGCCGCUCCCUCCGCCUGCUCUGCGGGCUCGCGCGGGGGACACGCGGAGCCGGCAGCCACCCUUUCCGCACUCAGCGUCACCGGGAGCAGUUUGUCUCCUCGUUUCCUCGGUCUGAAGGCAACCUAUUUCCUAAGUCAUGCGAUGCUUCCAAGUCAUUUCCUACAGAGGCCAGUACUUCGAGGUUGUGGGAGGAGAGGCGCGGCAGACGGCAGCCAGCCCUCUCCUGGGCGGACUUCCACCCGUGAAGAAGUGUCAGUAUUAUACCUGAAAAACGUGAUAAAAAAACAAAACAAAAAAACAGGAGAAGCAGAAAAAUAAAGUAAAGAAGAGAAAGAUGGAAGUAAUGCAAAGCAGACGUAAUAAAAUAACAGAUAAAUGGAUAUACAAAUAAAAGACCAGAUAAACAAAUAAAAGAUUUUUUGGGUAUUUUUCCUAUUGGUAACUCGGAACGAAAGAAAAGAGAGAAACAAUGCGCAACUAACCGUAGAAUGACGUCACUAGUGAUUAUGAACGAACAAUUUUGAAAAUCUUUUAUACAAUUGGAUGUGUAUGUGUCUUGGAAAAGUGAAAAUCUUGAAUAAGAUUUGAAGAAAACGUAUCAUUCAGGAAAAUGACUUAAGAGGAAAGUGAUUAAAGAAGAUAAAAGAGUCGUUUUCAAAAUAUUUUUAUUUCAAUGUAAACUACUCGAAUAAAAAAAAGUCUCAA